CGGCAAAUUUUAAAAUAAUUAUGUUGGAUUAAUACAUACACGCACCAUAAUUUUAUUUCCACCAGCAUUCAGUUCGUUGACAUCGAUUCUAUAGUUGUUACUUACCAAUAGAAUUAAUAAAAUGAACACAGCCUAGCUCUUUCAUUUAGUAAGUCUGCGCAAGGCGGCUAACAUGCGCAGAUCUCUGCAUUGCUACAAACGAGCUCCGUAGCUUAGCAUAUCGUGAAAAAAAAUACUUUUGUAAUAACUCUCGUGCGACAUAAUGCAGGUUUAACUAAUGUGUUAACAAAUUCUUGAAAGUGAAAAAAUAUGUGAGACUCAGUGACAUUCCUCAACAACAAAGGACUAUUAUAACAAGACACGAAUGAGAGCACUUGAUAUUUAUUGAAGAAGUAGUUGAAAGACCAUGGACAACGAGCAACCACAUCAGGAGUUGGUCAAAUGUGUGGUGGUAGGUGACACGGCUGUCGGCAAGACGCGGUUGAUAUGCGCACGCGCAUGUAACAAACAUGUGUCGCUAUCGCAGUUGAUGACCACGCAUGUGCCCACAGUCUGGGCCAUUGAUCAGUACAGGAUUUAUAAAGACGUGUUGGAGAGAUCCUGGGAAGUGGUAGACGGUGUCAAUGUGUCUCUGCGUUUGUGGGAUACUUUUGGUGACCACGAGAAGGACAGAAGAUUCGCAUACGGAAGAUCUGACGUGGUGCUAUUAUGCUUCUCUAUAACGAAUCCCAUAUCAUUGCGAAACUGCGGCGCGAUGUGGUACCCGGAAAUAAGACGAUUCUGCCCAAACACGCCGGUGCUUUUAGUCGGAUGCAAAAACGAUCUACGUUACAUGUACAGAGACGAAACCUAUCUGAACUAUUGUAAAGAUCGCAGUCCGUUUAUAAGGGCACCAAGAAAAAGCGAUCUCGUGAUGCCGGACCAAGGGCGAGCUUUGGCUCAUGAGUUCGGCAUCUAUUACUAUGAAACAUCAGUUUUUACGUACUACGGGGUGAAUGAAGUGUUUGAAAAUGCAAUUAGAGCUGCCCUUAUAGCGAGACGACAACAAAGGUUUUGGAUGACUAAUCUGAAAAGGGUGCAACGACCUCUGCUGCAAGCCCCGUUCCGACCGCCUAGGCCUAUGGAACCCGAGGUUGCAGUUGUCAACAGCGUUUAUCUAGAGAACACAGCAACUCUGCUACGUCAACAGUACUUCUCGGACAUGGUGAUAAUAUGCGGCGCGAAGGGUUUCCCGGUGCAUCGGUUCAUGAUGGCGGCCGCGUGCGAAGCGUUCCACCGACUCUUGACCACCGACUGUGCAAGUCUCUCCGCCGAGCUGGCCAGGAGUUCCAGUGAGAGCAGCAUGGUCAGCAGCAUGGGUGAGGCGACGACGGGUGAUUUCAACGAAGACACAGAGUAUUUGAUCAGACAAGAUCAGGCCAAGCAGAUGAGAGUUUGGGACCAGAUCAAACGUCGUUCGUCAUGUCAAAUCCUGCCGUUGAGCGACAACUGUAAGAAACCGCCAGAUCUAUACAGAGAAGUGAACCACCCCGCCAUCAAUUCGAUUAGAGUUGUAAAGUGCGACAAGAUACAACACGCGACGUCUCAAACGCAAACGAUCGUCACAAUGAGCAAGCUCAUCUCUCAAAUAGUGAUGCAAGAGAUCAUCAACUUCGUGUACACCGGGGCACUAGACAGCGGCACUUUUAAACAGCAAGAAAUCCGUCAAGCCGCUGAACUACUCGGAUUCCACGAACUAACGAAGUUAAGUCAAUUCAUACUCGAUCAGCACUUAUUGUUCGACAAGGGAUUUAUGCUUCAAUUUCAUACGCCGCUUCCCCAAAGACUUCGUGACAUGUACGUCGAGAGGAACUUGUUUGCUGACGUUACCUUCGAUCUCGAUGAUGGCAUCCAUCUCGCCCACCGCGCAAUACUGAUGGCGAGGUGUGAUCCAAUGAAGGCGAUGUUUCAAGGUCACUUCAGGGAAAGCACGUCCAGAGUGAUAUCAUUCCCCGGAGUGAAGAUGUACGCGUUCCACAUACUGCUAUGCUACAUAUAUACGGACAAGAUCCCCACAGUGGAGCCGACGCGCUGCCUCGAGUUGCUGGAGCUGGCCAACAGGCUGUGCAUGAACCGCCUCGUCAACCUUGUCGAGGCGCGCGUCAUAGACCAGCUGCAGAGGCAGGACAGAGUGUGCGGUGAAGAUGAUCAAGUUGUGGAAAUUGCCCUGUCAUUGUUGGAGCCAGUGAAGUUGCACAACGCGCACAACCUGUGGUCGUGGUGCCGCUGGCGGCUGUGCGGCGCGUACGACCGCGUGUGCCGCGCGCGCCACCUCAGCCAGGCCUCGCGCGACUACCUCGCCGACCACCGCUGGCCGCCUGUCUGGUAUGUGAAGGAGUACGAUUAUUACCAGAAGUGUGUGAACGAGCAGUCGAAAGAGAAAAAGGAGAUCGGUCCCACCACGUCGCUGCAGGCCAACCAGCAGACCGGCUGCUUGUGCUUUUCUAGCAAGGCGCGGCGCUCGAGCGAGGUGGCGGGCGCGGGGGCUGCGGCGGGCGCGGCUGUGGCGGAGGGGGAGGAGGGCGCGCUGUGCCGCCCCGAGCCCGCGCAGCACGACCCGCCCCUCUGACACCAGCCUUAUUGGAGGUCUCUCCGAUUCGCAGUGCUCCUGCCAGUAUCGAUGUGUUUCAUGAGCACUAUACUGACUAUAAUCGUACUUUUUCACGUUUACACAUAAAUCGACACACCACAUCUAACGGUAGUUAAAUACGCACUAAUAAACUUUAAACUCACUCGACUGCUAUUUUUAUCGUAACGGUUUUUGGUACGACGUUGCACUGUCGAUAAUUUCGUCUUACAUCUAUCAAAUGGAGGGAUUUUGUAUUUCGUAGGCGAGCGUGGUUCUAUCGAAAUUCAAGUGGAAUUUAGUCAGAUAAAUAAAUACAAAAUCGAGGAAAAAUAUUUUCUAGUAUUACAUAAUGAAAGUUUUGAUCUCUAUUACUGAAAAAAAUAUUCAUAUACAGCACUGUAUUAUUAAGACUUGCAAGCUUUUUUUGACAUAAAAUAAAACACAAAAAAUAGCAUAAUAUUAUACUUAGUUUAGUGCUGCGCUCGCCUGAAAUGGGUGUUUGCGGGAACCGAUUUAUCGAACUUAUACUUGUUGCGUCUGUCUCAAAAUGCGAAGCUGAGCUCAAUUUCAUAUAAAUUACUUUAGUAAUAUUUCGCGAGCUACAGUUAUCUUAUAGUUUUGUGUGUCGCUAGAUUUAGUGCUGUUUUUUAUUUAUCGAUAUUUUCGGAGCUUGAAUGUUUGUAUAAGAUUUUGGAAGGAAAAGAAAUGGUUGGGUAGGUAAAUUUAAGAAGAAAAUAGGAAGGGAUUAGCUUAAGUAGUUUGCCAGAAUAUUCGUCCGAACGUCGAUUUUUAGGGUUGCAAAAACCUGAUAAAUUAUUUCAAUUAAAAUGAGCUUUGUGCGAUUAAUAAAUGCAUUUAGAAUUGAAUCUGUAAAUCAGAUUUUGUAUUAUAUAUUAUGUUGGGUUGGAUGGAUGGAUUAUACGUAUAUAAGCAUUUAUCGUGUUUAGAUUGUUUGGAAUUGUAGGGGUUUAAAGUAUGGUUACACUCGACGCACGCCACGCUAAGUCAUAUUAUGCACCUCUAAUUUUACUGUCCACAAUGUUCUUUUUUAACAAAACACAAUUUUAACGGCUUUAUCAAUGGUGGCGUAUUAUCUAUAAAUUUAUUUUUAUUUACAAGUCAAAUUAUUUUUAUUGGUAUAUGUUAUGAACUAGAUAUUAAGAUACUUAACAAUAGCAUUGUCUGUAAUAGACGAAAAUUUAGGUAGUUUUGCUACUAACAAGUUAUUAACUAUUAUAAUAUUUUAAGGCAGAAAGUGCGCAUCGAUUAAAUUCUUUCUAGGUUUUAUGGCUGUACUAUUUCAUAUUAGAUUGCGACGUGAUGUAGCGUGGCGUGACAUCACGUAGGCGUAGUAUGUUGAGGAUAUUGUUUAUGGAGAUAUGGAUAGGACUUUCGCUUGGUGCUUGUUUGUUAAAGUGUGACUUGUAAGCGUAGAACAUAUUGAAUAUGUAUAAAGUAAUUUGUCUUAAAUAGUUUCGUGGGAAAUUUCAUCUUGUACUGAAUUUUUGACAAGAUGUUGCGGGACUUGUGGCGGAUUUACUACUGAGCCAAACUGUUUUAUUGAUGCGUCAUAUAAUUAUUAUUUUGGUCACCUAGUCUUACCUACCAUGAAUGAUUGGUGCCAACAAAACAUUGCCUAUUUUUACGUAAAUCGUGACUGGCCAAUGUAUUAAUAAUUUUGUCGACAGUUGACACUUAUAAGGUCUAGUUUGUCCGUCAUUAAGUCAGUCAUCAAUCCGUUAUCACUUGAAAACUAAAUUCUUAAAAACCAUUUAAUAUUCUUAAUUCUGAACACUUUGCCUCAAUGCUUUCACAAUUGGUAGCCUCCUUUUUUUGUGUAAUUCCAAUUUUUAUAAUGACAUUAAAUAAAGCAAUUUAAUAAAAAGUCAUGAUAAAAAUUUCAAAGAAGGAAAUAUAUUUCGUUCAUAUAUUUUGUAAUGUACCUAUAAUCUAUAAAAUGUACGUUUUUUAAUUUAAUUAUGUAAUGUAACUAGAUUAAGAAGGCUUUUCAUUAAAUUCACGAGGUUUGUUUUAUAAAAAAAAAAACAUAUUUGUAGUGUUAAAAUUCUUAAAAUGUUCCUAUUUUUGUAUUAUUUAAAAUUUAAAGUGAAUAUUUAUUCAGCUUUCUUUACGUGUAAUUUUGUUAAAAAUCCAUUUAUACAUUAUUUGCCUUAGGAUUGUUCACAAAAACUUUGGGAUAAGUAUAAUUUGGAAAUGUGAAUUUCAUAGUAAUUUUAUUUAUGAAUAUGACUUAAUACCUAAUCUUUAAAGGUGAAUUAAGUGAAAAUAUGGCAUUCCUGUGAUAUGGCCUGUUUAAGUUAUUCUGCUAUUAGCAAUUCUAUAUUUUUAUUUCGCUGGAAUCUUGCCAAUCGAUAACGGUAGAACAUAAGUUCUAUAAAUUAUACUAUUGUUUAAUAACAAAGUUGUUCUGAAUAUUUCAAAUACAUAAAUACAAUCAGUAUUAUAAUAUUAUGAAAGUGUUUCGCCGAUGAUUGUAGUCUGUGAUAGUUUCUAAUAUCAAAACUGUGAUCCGUAGGUCAAACCACGAGUAAGAUACCAAAGAAUAUAAGAGUAUGGUCGGCAAAAUACUGAGACAAAUAAAAUAUUUUCAUAAUUCGUGAAAAUAAUGACAUAUCAAUGUCUUUUUCGUUUCCGUUCCUUUACACAGUAUUUUCUGUCAUAUAGUAGAAUAUUAUUUCUACAUUAAUUUAAAAUUUCGUUGGUUCGUUCUCUUCAAAUAAUUAUAAUAGUUCAUAUUUGCACUAUAGUAUAGACCAACCUUCUAAUAGUUACUAUGUUGCACUUAGUCGAAGCAUCAUAGCUGCCAUAUAUAAUAUAUACUAGAAAAUAUAUAAUUUAAAUUAGAAAUAUAGUAUUUAAUUAAUAUUUUAUUUGAAUAAUUUUGUAAUAUUUAGCCGGCCAUACAUUUAAAUUAAUCGUAUGAGAUUAAUUGUUCAUUGAGAGUGUAUUGGGUACGUAAUGUAUUGUUUGCAUGAUGAAAGAAGCAACAAUUGUUGGAAAAUAAUGUUUUUUGUUUUAUGUACAGGGUGAUUAUUUAUUUAAUUAUAUUCGUAAACCUAAGCUAGGAUGAAUGAUGUGGUUAUAAAAUUUAUUUGUAUUUAUAAGAAUAAUCAUGCAUUUUUUAUUAAGAUUUCAAUCUUCGGCUAUUGUGUAAGCGAUUCUGUUUACAAAAUAAUAUUACAGACUAAAGUUUUCGAAUGGCUUAAAGAGAAUGUUUUUUUUUUUAUUUCCUUUAUGUACCUAUCAAUUUAAAUAGUAUUCCAUCGUAUGAUUCUAAAAUUGUGUUAUAAUAAUAAGUGUAUGCUAGAAAACAAUAGGAUUUCGAAAUUUAAAUCACUGUCCGAAUUGUCUUGCAAUAUUACUUUUUUUUUGUACCGGGGAAUUGUCAGAGAAUAUACUUUUCUACAGAAUAAUCAAAAGUAUCUUUUGCCAUGUAUUUAACAUUUUUAUAACCGUCUUGUCUACUUGAAAUACGGAAUCACAAUAUUAAAUUUUGAAUAGUAACUCAUUUGUUACCAUAAGUCUUAGUAAGGUCGAAUUUCGUUAUGGGUUGCCUGAUUUGUCUCAAUUUCAUUCACAAUCUUUGGGACCAAACUAUAUCAUGUGAAUUAUAAAGAAACUAAUCAAUAGUAUAUUCACGCAAUUUACAUCUGCUGAAAUAGUAAGCUACAAAGAUGCAAGUCUUUUCCAUUUUUAUAGUUAUUAAAAAUUAAUUAUCGAAAUCCCAAUGUUUGCUUAAAGAUAGUAUUUAGAUCUUAUUCUGCUAUCGAUACCGAAUUUCACAUGUUGCGAUUAUUAUGUUAUUCUUCAUAAUAUAAGUAUUAUAUAUUUUUCUUAAUUAUUUCGGACAAGUUAAAAGUUAUAAAUUAUUUCUAGGAAAAAGUAACAUGGGUAUUAUUCGGCAGAAAAGUAUAUUCCAAUUUUGAUGCGCACAACGUGUGUUGAGAAAAAUGUGUUUGAUUUGAUCCGUUGGUAGCCUUAAGCUUGUAAUAAUUUAAACGUUGCGGUUUAUAGAGCGUGGUGGUUAGUACAACCCGUGCAGUUAAACAUCAUAAUGACAUUGUUAUUCUCUCUAACUUCCACACUGUUUUAGGAUUGAUUUCGAGAAACUCUUUAAAACCCAACUGCCGAUCUAUGGUGAGGUUAAACCAAUCAAAAUAAAUCGGUUGUGAAAAAAUCUAGAAAAACUAUUCUGAUUGGUUUAUUUUGCCGUCGGUACUAAGGUAGCGGUUUUUCGUUUACAGAAAUCGGCCGUUAUUCGCACUUAUAGGUAAGGUCAACAUAUUACUAUGGAGUGUUUCUCGCUCUUUACAUCACUAAAAUAUAAAAAUAUCCAAUUAAAUUAUCUCGCUAUUUCGGAUCCCACUGUUGAAUUGUGCGUGUUGUACAAACAUUCUAGCUUUACUUGUAGUGCGCUCGGCUCCAUCAGUUUCAAUGCGCUUUGUGACGUAGUUAUAAUACUUUCAAUAAGUCUGUGACGCUGUGGAGAUAUUUCAGAAAUACUUUGAGUAGAAAAAGUCGAACAAAUUAAUUAAAAUUUACAUCAACAUAUUGUACAAGGCGAUUAGUUACAUUAGUAAUUAACUUCAGUACAAUAACUCGUGCCACAAUAUCAAUUGUGUGAAAUAUCGUACACGUGUAAAAUGCAAACACAAUCAUAACAGUUGAAUACUUAAUUCUUGAUUAAAUGUUCGGAUCUUGUCUAUGGAAGUUAAAAUAUUUUCUGAAACAAAUCCACUGCGAAUAAUUACGAGUAGUAUUAUUGUCCUAAGAAUUUGAAGUACAAAGUACCAUCAUCACUACAUACACAUAUAGAGAGAAUAUUAUAAUUUUAGUUUUGUAAACACGCUGUAUGUUUUAUUAUGUAAUUGCGAUUCUACACAAUAUAACUAUUUUCUUAUCAAGCACUUGUCUGCAAUGAAAUCUAAUGUAUUUAAUUAUGUUUAGCUGUACAUAACUGAGCCCGUAGCCAAGAUUUCUUGCUGCAAUUGUUAACGCUAAUAGUUUUUCUUUUUUGGAAUGUCAUAUCGGAACGACAAUCUCAUCGCUAGGAUAUGUCCUUCCUACACAUAAAGUUAGCGUAAACGAUUGUAAGAGGAUAACUUGACUACGGUCCCUGGAAUUACCACAACUAAUAUUAUCUAAAAUUUACUUUUCAUAUAAAGGAUACCAUGAUGGAGUUUGACAAGUAAAAAGUAUUUGAUAAUGCACAUAUAAACUGAUAAAGGGAUAGAUAAACUGGUUGACUGCCUACUUGUGAUGCGUACCUACUACAGAUACAUGUUUGUGUGAGUGUGCAUCUUAUUUAACUCAUCAUAGCACUGAACACAGGAUAGCACUUGCCAGCCAAAACAUUUUGACAAAUGCGUCUGGUUUUUGGACUUAUGAACUAUUUUACCCUUAACCUGUUCAUUGCAAUUGUGUCCAAAUACAUCGAGUUAGUAAAUAGUAAUUGAUUUCAUUGCAUACAAGUGUUAUAUUUUUAUUAGAACAUUUUAAAAUUGAUCUCAUCACGACCGAGCACUCAUCCAAAAGCAGGGUUAAUCUAUUAUAUAAUUAUUGCUUCAAUUAUUAGUAUAACUAGGUGGGUCCAGUAAUUUAUGAACAUUUCUGACGAAAGGGACAAACUGAGUUUUUAAGAAAAUAAUCAACAUUAUUGUAACAUCAACUCAACAGAUGUAUAACACAAACAUCCUCAACUGCUGUGUAAAAUAUUUUUAAUAAUAAUUCAUUUACCAACUUAGGUAAAGAAAAAAACCAUUUCAACUGAAUUAAAAAUAUUUGUCCGAAAUGUUCAAUAACUUUACUGAAACCCUACUCAUUCAAGCAAGUCUAGACUUCUACAUUAGUAAUUCUAGUAAUCCUAGUGCGUAAUUUCUAAUGUAAUGAGCAUUAACACUGUCCAUUGUCGUACUUGCGUAAUUUAAUUUAAGACUGUUUUACCUGCUAUUGACAUAUUGGCUGAAUUGUUAAUUUAGUAAUAAUGAAUAAUAUGAUUUAUUUAUUAUUUUUUUGGAUUUGGGUUAAUCAUUUCAUGUUUCAGGAAACAUUAUCUUCGAUUUUUUAAUCUUAAAAAGUAUAUAGCAAGCAAUAAGUAAAAAAAAUCAAGUAAAUUCUGUUUCUGUUAAAUGUUUUUACUAAAUACAGUGUGUUAAUCUCAUGAAUUUGCCUUGGAAGAAGAUAAAAAGCGUUUCAUAUUUAAUGAUUUUCUCUCAACAACAACAAAACUAUAUUGUCCUAGUCUGUAUAAAUUAUUUGAUUGAGUCAGUUUUGUUCCAACAAACAGUGUAGUGAAAAGGGAAAAAGGCAUGGAUAUCUUUUUAACCAAAUGUAGCUAAAUUUAUAAAGUUAACAUGUGGUUGGGAUCAAUGAAACAUACAAAGAACUCAUAAUAACAAUGACUAUAUUAAUAGACAUUUGCAGUCACUUACAAAAAUGAAGGAGCCAUUUUUAAAAGAUGACUUGAAUACUUUUAGUAAGAUAUUAAGUUAACAAAUUCUAUGUAAGCAUUUGUUUUCUAUUUCUAUUCUUUGUUGUAUUACAUACUUCUGAAAUUAUAAUGUAGCACUAAUGUUCAUGAUUACAAUUGCAAUGCGACAAUGGAUAGUGUGUGAACCCUUAAUUGUAUUUUGCCAAUCUUCACUGUCAAUAAAUGACAAUCUGCCAUUUUUUACGUACCCAUAGAUUUUAAUAAGUGUAUUAAAUGUAUGUGUAAAUGAUA
Messenger RNA from Manduca sexta (tobacco hornworm), 9350 nucleotides. It is a transcript of the gene RhoBTB, whose product is annotated as rho-related BTB domain-containing protein 1. Bases 407 to 2608 code for a protein of 733 amino acids. Gene Ontology annotation, biological process: small GTPase-mediated signal transduction. Lineage: Eukaryota; Metazoa; Arthropoda; Insecta; Lepidoptera; Sphingidae. The transcript has 19 exons. Gene Ontology annotation, molecular function: GTP binding; protein binding; GTPase activity. The record is from RefSeq and is a predicted model, not a curated record.